GGGCCGGCCUGCCACGUGGAUUCAUCCCGUUGGUGGGUUUUGAAUUCUGGGCCUAACGGUCAAGCAAUCCCAGCCCUUCAUUUCAAUCAAAUUUGCAAUCCUACGGCAACCAAAUUAACAUGUAUAUAUAUAUAUAUAUUUGUAACGUUAUGAACGGGCAUAAAACGGUAACAAACGGUAACAAAGUAAAUUUUAAAAAAUUCUAAACAUUUCUCUAUAAAUACCUACCAUUUAUUUUACAUCUCACACCCAAAAAAUUAUUGAUACAUAGUAACCCAAUUUUGUGCUUCCUCCUCUUCAUAUAGCUCUCAUCUUCCAAAUUUAUUUAUAUCCAAUAUGGCUGAAGAAAGGAGAAACACAGGUCCAGUGGCCGGACAAGAGGGAGAUCAAAAUGAAGAUGAUAGUAUCCAAGACAAAAGGAGAUGGACGGAUGAGGAAGAUGUUCAAUUGUGCAAGUCUUGGAAAAUUGUUGGGCAAGAUCCGGCUGUGGGCACAAAUCAGAAAAACAACGACUUAUGGAUGCGUGUGAGGCGACACUUUGUCGCAAAUUGGCCCCAGAGCCGAUCAGCUUCCUCUUUGCAAGGAAUGUGGAAAAUUUUGAAGGUUGAACUCUAUGAGUGGCAUUGUGCAUUAAGGCAAGCGAAAAAUUGGUACAAGAGCGGUUCGAAUGCGGUUGAUGAGCGAGAUGAAGCACAUAAAUUGUGGCAUGCCGGGAUGAAGAGAAAAAAGAAGCCAAAAAAACACAAUUUUCAGAGUUUUGGUAGUUACGCUGUUGUGGAGGGCUUUGCACAAUUUAAAGACAUUCCUAGUCAUACAUCUGGAGGAACAUCAAAUGAAGGAAAUCAACAUACGCCUACACAACCAAUUCCUGGAAAUUCUCCUAUCAACUUGGACAUGGAUGUAGAUGAGGUAAUUGCAGGUGAAACUGCAGAUCCUAAUGUGAGGCCUCAAGGAAGGAAGGCUGCGAAAGAAGCAAUCCGGAAAGCCAAGAAGGCAGCGAACAACCAAAGUCCUUACUCAAGCAGUCUCGAGAGUAUAGCGAACAACCAAAUAGAGGCAACCAAGGGCAAGAAAAAACUCGACGACGAAUUCGCUCGAAGUCUCCAAGAGGAAGAAAGAAGAGCAUGUAUCCUCUUGCAAAUCGAAAUGCGAAAAGAGCAACUCCUUUUUCAAGAAAGGCAAGAUCGAAUUAAAGAGAUGGAAGAGCGUAUUAAAGAGAGGGAAGAGCGUAUUAUGGAGAUUGAUACAAGUAAAAUGACGCCAAAUAAAAAGCGUUAUUGGUCAAGAAAACAAAAGAAGAUAACGGAGAAAGAAGAUCUUGACGAGCAGCCGCCACCUUCUAUGGGUGGAUACUAUCCGCAACCCAAUUUUGGUGGUGCAUUCCCACAACCAAAUUUUGGUGGUCCAUACCCACAGCCUCCUUACCCCGGUGCAUACCCACAACCACCUUACCCCGAUGCAUUCCCACAACCUCCCUUAACCGGUGGAUUCCCACCACCUCCCUUCACCGGUGGAUUCCCACAACCCCCUUACCCCGGUGGAUACUAUCCGCAACCACCUUACCCCGGGGGAUAUCCUACACAACCACAAUUUUCACCUUUCUCUACGGGUGAGUCCACCAACCCGUACCCUAACCCUAAUGAUGAGCCUUCAAACAUAAAUUACCUUUCUAGAGAGGAUGAGGAUUAUGAUUUGAAUAAUUAG
Rosa rugosa (rugosa rose) is the source of this 1704-nucleotide messenger RNA. RefSeq lists its product as uncharacterized. The record is from RefSeq and is a predicted model, not a curated record. The transcript is spliced from 2 exons. NCBI's taxonomy places the organism in Eukaryota, Viridiplantae, Streptophyta, Magnoliopsida, Rosales, Rosaceae. The coding region runs from base 337 to 1704 and encodes 455 amino acids.